Dryobates pubescens (Downy woodpecker) is the source of this 1012-nucleotide messenger RNA. Its product is annotated as lipocalin-15. The record is from RefSeq and is a predicted model, not a curated record. Bases 441 to 980 code for a protein of 179 amino acids. Gene Ontology annotation, molecular function: small molecule binding. Lineage: Eukaryota; Metazoa; Chordata; Aves; Piciformes; Picidae. The transcript has 7 exons.
GAGUCCAGACCCUCUCUGGGAGUGGGGUCUGUGCCUGCUGCCAGCAGCCUGGGAAGCCACAACCCCUUCUGGGAGCAGCAAGCUGUGGCUCAGCCCGGGGCUAACCCCAGCCAAACAUCCAACCUCCUGCCUAAGGCACUGCCAGAGCCUGGGGACAGUGGGCAACAGCCAGGAGGGGGCCCCUGGGAGUGCCCUCAUUCCCCUCCCCAGCCAUGGCCCAGUCCCCAGUGUGCUCUGGGUGCCACACAAGGCUGCAUUCAUCCAGGCCUGGGCAAUUAGGGAGGGAAGGGGCAAGGCUGUCACCCAAGACGGGCACAAGAGAGCCCUGUGCUUGUGUAACCUGUUGCAUAAAGUGGGGGGUGGGCAGGGGGUGCUGCCAGCAGCAGGGGCUAUAAAGGUGGUGCAGCCUGACCUGCCUGCACCCAGCUCUUGCAGCAAGCAUGGUGCUGAUGCUGCCCAGCCUGGCUCUGGCCCUGCUCUGCCUGCUGCAGGCAGGGGCUGAGGUCCCUGUGCAGCCAGACUUCAGCGCCGAGAAGUUUGCAGGGCCCUGGCAUCUCGUGGCUGCCGUUUCCAACUGCUCCGUGUUCCUGAAGAUGAAGGAUGAGAUGAAGUCAGCCAUCAUCACCAUCAGCCUCCUGCCAGAGGGGGACCUGGCUAUGAAGAUCCUCUGGCCCCUGAUGGACAAAUGCCAGAAGUUUGAGCUGCAAUUCCAGCAAAGUGGGCAGGCAGGGCACUACCUGGCAGAAGAGAAGAGGGAACUGCGUGUGCUGGACACCGACUACAGCCACUAUGCCAUCCUGCACGAGGCCCAGUGGAGUGGGCAGAGGCCCAAGACCAUGCUGCAGCUCUUCACGAGAGAGCAGGACCCCAGCCCCCAGCUGCUGCAGACGUUCAGAGAGCUCAUCCCCGCCGUGGGCCUGACCGAGGACAUGCUGGCAGUCCUGCCCCCCUCUGAUCAGUGCACCGAGGCCACCAGCUGACAGGGCCAACACCAGGGCCAGGAGUGCUCCAG